Messenger RNA from Humulus lupulus (European hop), 1136 nucleotides. RefSeq names its product protein CURLY FLAG LEAF 1-like. The coding region runs from base 222 to 866 and encodes 214 amino acids. NCBI's taxonomy places the organism in Eukaryota, Viridiplantae, Streptophyta, Magnoliopsida, Rosales, Cannabaceae. Gene Ontology annotation, molecular function: protein binding. The record is from RefSeq and is a predicted model, not a curated record. The transcript is spliced from 2 exons.
CCCAAAGUAACAUUACCUCUUCCGACCUCUAUCACUUCACUCCUCUCUACUCCUCCUCCUACUACCACUACUACUACUACUAAUCUAUUCCAAACGACAAUUUCAUCUCUGCCAACACUAGCUACACCUUUUCUCUAUAACUUCACCUUAAUUUCUUUUCCUCAACCCCAGUACUACGUUUGAAUAUCAAUUUUUUUUUUUAUAUAUAUAUAGAUAAAUAUAUGGAAUUUCCAGAGUUGUCGUUGGCUCCAACGCAGGCCUUUGUUCAUUCAAACGGCAACAAUAUUGGUUUGUCUUUGGAAUCAGAUCAAAGCAACGCUUCAAGGAAAAGGAAGCUCUUCCAAGAUCAUCAUCAUUUUCUCAUGAAUACUAAUAAUAUUGAUCAUCAUCAACCACCACUCAGCGUUGAUCUUCAACUGAAAGACCCUCUACCCUUGGAUUGGGAGCAGUGUCUCGAUCUCGAAUCGGGAGAAAUGUAUUACUUGAACAGAAAAACACUGAGAAAGAGCUGGAACUGGCCGAUUCAGAUGGAGCAAGCGGCGGCCGCGGCGGCGCUUGACCUUGAGCUAAACAUGUCAUCGUUCUCAGAGGAUCAUCAUAACAGGAUGAAUGGGUUUUCGGAUCCGAUGAUUAUGAAGAGACAAAGUUCCUCUGCGGGCGUGAGUAGUUUUAACAACAACAACAACAUGGUGGCUUUGGCCUGUCUCAAUUGUCAUCUUCUAGUUAUACUCUCUAAGUCUUCUCCUUCAUGCCCUAACUGCAAGUAUAUCCACUCACUGCCCUCCGUCAGCCACCAGAACUGUUCUCCGGCGCCGUCCAAAGUCGCCGCCGUUAAGUCUUUGAACACCUUAAGCCUCCUCAAUUAAUUGAAAAAAUAAUUAUGAUGUCAUAAUUAUAUAAAUUAUUAGAGAGAGAUGUGUAAAAUUGGAAGAUGAUGAUGAUCAAAUUACCAUGAACUAGAAAUGCAAAAUUAAGCAUGAGAAAUUAGAUCAAAAAUCAAGUUAUGUCUGUCUGUGUAUCGAUUAUAUAUGUACUAUCGGUUUCUGAUGAAUAUAUAUAUAUAUAUAUAUAUAUAUAUAUGCAUGUUGUUGUGUAUUCAACUACAAGGAAUAAGUAAAUAUAUGAUUUAUCAUCUA